Clupea harengus (Atlantic herring) is the source of this 4495-nucleotide messenger RNA. RefSeq lists its product as uncharacterized. The record is from RefSeq and is a predicted model, not a curated record. Gene Ontology annotation, biological process: zymogen activation. Lineage: Eukaryota; Metazoa; Chordata; Actinopteri; Clupeiformes; Clupeidae. Gene Ontology annotation, molecular function: serine-type endopeptidase activity. Gene Ontology annotation, cellular component: plasma membrane.
AUACUUCUAUGUCCAUCAUGUAGCUUACAGAUCACCUUACAUGCAAUGGGACACAAAUACCCUCAAGGGUAUGGACAGGAAGAGACACCGUUCUACCUGUGCUCUGAAGAGGACGUUCGGAUUUCCUGAGGAAAAGUAAUUGAAAGUCAUUACAAGUACGGAGAAAACCGAUUUAUUUUGAAACACUAAAAGUACUGACACGUCAGAAAGUCAUUCAACUACAAGUUGAGGUUAAGGUAAGUUAAGGACUACAAGGCCUUAAAAUCCUCUUUUUAAUUGAAAUGCAUAUAUACCCCUUUUCUUGUUUUUUUUUUCUCUCACUGCAUUCCUCAUACUUUUUGUAUAUUUUUUAUGAUAACUGUAUAAAGAAAAGAAACGAAGAGACUGUCGGUCAUAGAGAGACUUCAGCAGAGAGGUGCAGGCCAGACAAGGCUCCACACCAGACGAGGGCGGCAAUUCCACAUUUCGAUGGUUUUCCAACCCUGAACACAAUUAUAAAAGAAGAAUAUAAUGAUGACGUAAAGCAUAUUUUCUGUGUUUUCUACUUCAUUAGUCAUUUGUUCUCAUAGUUUGGGAAGCAACAACGGGCAGAAGCUCACCACAAAAUAGCUGAUACAGUAACCUGUUCAGGGGAUUACGCCAAAGUGACUUUAACCUUGAUGAUGACAUUUUGAAAUUUGACGCAGUAUCCUCUGUCAUUUCCCGCAAUUCCCCGUGACAUUAUGAAUUUCAGCAUCAGGACUGACCAUGACGAACAGUCGAAAACGACAACUAAUGUUACAUAUUCCUAAACAUGGUUGUACGACCGAGGAUCGGGAGCACGCGAUGCCUAACCAUCUUUACUGUUGAUGUCCAAGUGUUUUUUCAUCCUUUAUAUGACAAACAGUUGCUUGGCUUUCAUCGGACAACUUAUGAACAAGUGAGGGAUCUGAGAGGGAUCUGGAGUUCAUUUAUCACGUCCUUUGUAGUCAUGGAAUCGGCAAAAAUACCUUCACCAAUGGCGAGGAUUGCCCUUGUUCUUUCAACACUGGGUUGCAGUAUUGUAUAUGUGAACGUCGAAGCUUUAGACCUUGUCACAAAAGUAAUUGGAGACGGCCAUGAGUGUCGCGGCAGAGUGGAGAUAAAUCACGAGGGACUGUGGGUGACCGUGUGUAACCGUGGCUGGGACAUGAGUGAUACCCGGACAGUUUGCAGGGAAGUGGGCUGCUGGCUGGUCUCCCUGCCCAGCGGCUUCAAAUUCAGCCCCAACAGAGCCGUGUGGCUGAACCAUGUAAGUUGCACAGAUGAAGAGCCCGACCUGACGCAAUGCUCGCACUCCAACAGGAACUGUACCAUCCUUGAUGAAGCCAUGAUAGACUGCACAGGGAAGCCUGUACUGUCCAUUCUGUCCCCCUUCACUGCGUUCCAAGUUGGUGAGGCCAUUCAUUUCAGCUGCACGGCCCCAAGUGGGCCCAAGUUCCUUAACUUCCACCUGUACAAGAAGGGCGUUGAGACCCCGCUCGUGACACAGAGAGCUGACAACGGACAGAGGAGGAUGGAGCUGACCCUGAGCGAUGUGGAGGUCACGCACCAGGGCACGUACAGCUGCGUGAACAGCGACCGGAGGAGCUCACACCCUCCCCUGCACAUGUACCACAGUAACUUCAUUGACAUUGCUGUAGUGGAGCUUAACCGGCCACAGAUCUGGUACAACACCUCCAUGGAGGCGCCUUCUGGGUGGGUCUUCAAGGGGGAGAGCUUCAGUGUCACCUGCUCCACCCAUCCCCUGUAUCCCGGCGGGUCCUUCCAGCUGCGGCUGAUCCGUCCCAACGGCACUGUGCGCCACUCUCUGCCUGCUCUCACCUCCACGGUGACCUUCACUUUCAGCAAUGCCCACACCCAGAACGAGGGCUAUUACUGCUGCCAGUACAAAGUCCAGAUGGGCAAGCGUAUGUUAGCUUCCCGCGAGAGUCAGCCUCUUCCCAUUUCUGUCAGAGACACAGAUCUAGCCAUGAGUCCUGUGAUGAUCAGCUUGCUGGUGUCGGGGUUGACGUUUGUCGUGGCCACCUUCAUCAUCCUGAUUGUGUUCAGAAUACUCUCCAAGAGAAAGAGGAAACUGACAGAAUUAGAGAGAGAGAGCAGGACUUGUGUGGACAAUACAUACAUCGCAUUGACAACUAUAAAAUAACAAGACGACCAAACUGAACCGAACCACACGAAAACAGACAAGAACUGAAGUGAGGAGUCACACGAGAACCAGCCCACAGUAGACCAUAGAUGUAUCUCAACUCAUGACCCUUUCUCAGGAACAAGACGAAGAUGAGACAAGACAAAGACCAAAACGUCGGAGAGCCACAUAUUUUCCACGUCUAAUUCAUCUACUGCAGGCUUGACUCCAUAAAGGGUCGGCUUGGAUGCAGGUAUUCAAGUAAACUUCCUCAGCCAGUUCUGGUUUGAAUACCAGAACCCCAUUUGCCUUGAGCCACUCCUGCUAAAUGUAUUGGCGUUUAAAAAAAAAAAAAAAAGUUCAAAGGUUUGCUAUUCUCAUCGUACUUAAUGCUGCUAGGUUGUGUUUUGUGAACAGCGCUCAGUCCAGUGCAGUACAAGCAGCGAAACCAUUGCAGUGCAGUCAAUACAAUACAAUAGAAUUGCAUAGAAGAACAACAUUAAGCUCUAUAUAUUUUUCUUAUCUCAGUACAGAGCAUGUAUGUCUAGUCUUAUUCAACUAUACCUCUUGUCACAAGUUCUGGAAAACGGUAGAAAGGGUAAAAAAAGUUUUUUCGUCGUAAAAAAAAAUAAAAGUCAAUGCAGACCAUGUAAACAAAACAAAAAAGAAAGAAAAGAAAUACCAUCGACAAACCUGAACCCUGUGGUGUGGUUAUUUAGUUUUAUUAUUUUACAGCACUUUAAUGCCCCCGCUGGGAACAGGCACAGACGUGUUAAAUUCCACUUCUUCAUUCUGUGAAAUUCAGAAUUAUUCAGUAAUGAAUUACCAUCUCGCGCUUCUUAAGGAGUCAGUACAGAAAUAUAUUAUUUCUUCUAGUACAAAAUGUGUUACACAUAUCCAUACUUGACCAAUUAAAGUUGGAGAUAUGUAACAAAGAUUUCCGAGAAACACUUUAUUAGGAACGCUAGUGAUCUUCUUAGAGAGAUAUUUUACCCUAGCAAACAAAUUAAAUUGUGGUCGGACAGUCCCCCACUGACUCUAUUUAUGGGUAGGCUAUUCUGUGCUUGUCGCUUAGUCAUACUGACGCCAACAAUAAAGGCCUACUGUCAAGAAAUGGUAUGCCCAAUAUCCUCCACGAAAGUGAAGCAUUUAGAAAAUUUUGAGUUGAAAAUCUGUGACAUGAAUGUGCAGAUGAAUAACAUGAAUAGUAUUUUAACAUAUUAAGAUAUGGUGUAGUGGACACACUAUGGAGGGUACUCCCUCAUAGUGGGGACGAGCUGGAAUGGAAUCCAACAUGGUGAUGAAACACUUUGGUGGAGGAGUUCUAUGGAAGCCCAACUCCCAACCCCCCACACAUACCACCCAGAAGGACACACUCACGUACAGUUCCAUGUUCAUUAAAGUUCCACUGUGCCACUUGAAACCUCCAAAGAUGCGUCUGCAGUUUGCAUGGUUAGUGUACAGUGUGUGCUGCAAUGGUCUCUGUUCAUGGCUCAUGUGUUAAGACGUUUCUGUAAUGGGUUGUCAUUCGGCUACAGACUUUACUGCUUGUUGCCUAUUAGAAUGGGUUUUGGCGUGUCUUGUGAACUGGUCUCGUGUAAAAUAAUGCAGUCAUACACCUGCUAAUGCAGAAGUAGUGAAUUGUAGAGAAACAGAUUUUCAUUUAGGCCAGACAAUCUCAAAAUCGUUUACUAAUGCUUGACUUAAAAACUGUUUAUUUUGUAUCUGAGGUAUAUGAUUUUUUUUCCUUGGUUUAUUUUUGUGUCAUUUUAUAUUUACACACAUGUAAGCAGAUAUUUAUGAAUGUAUUUGAAAUGUGUUUAUAGCCAUUUAUUUUUUAACAGUGGUACUUUUUACAUUUUUGUUGCUAGACACAAACAUACGAACAAAGUCCUAUAGACCUUGACAAUCUAUUCAGCAUAGAAAUCUUUCAUUGAGUAAAGGUGCAGUAUUUCCUUUACAGGAUGUUAAAACAGAUUAAAUAAUAUGGUACAUGGAUAUAUUGUAAAAAAGGAAAAACACUGGUCCUUAAUUUUAUUUGAGACCACUUUUAUUUAAAUGCCCAAGGGACUGGCCAUCAAAUGGACCUCCUCAGUGUAAACACUAGCCACACCUGAUGGGAUCAGAGAUGUGAUGAUGCUGCUAUUCACUCCCACUAAAUGAGCCCUAGAUGCUGGAGUGAAAUGCAUCAUGUCCUAAAAGUGAAUGAAAUAGAGGUACCUGAGACCCUUAGCACUGCGAAAAAAAAUUGUGACCACAGAUUGUAUAUGAGGUCUAUCACAAAGUGAGAACAUCUCUUUUUGUUACAUGUAACUGUUUCUUUGAUCAUUAAAAGCCUUUAUUUGAAAA